This is a messenger RNA of Callithrix jacchus (white-tufted-ear marmoset), 2364 nucleotides long. It is a transcript of the gene RCC1L, whose product is annotated as RCC1 like. Gene Ontology annotation, molecular function: rRNA binding; guanyl-nucleotide exchange factor activity. Gene Ontology annotation, cellular component: mitochondrial inner membrane. Gene Ontology annotation, biological process: positive regulation of mitochondrial translation. NCBI's taxonomy places the organism in Eukaryota, Metazoa, Chordata, Mammalia, Primates, Cebidae. The record is from RefSeq and is a predicted model, not a curated record.
CUGAGCCGUGGGCUGCCCUCAGCGCCUUUGCCUCCAACCAGGAGUAAACGUGGCCACGGCCUCUUCCGCCGAGGCGUGGUGUCAAGGGUCACGCAAGAUGGCGGCGCCCAGCGGCCGCUGAGGCGUGAAGCGGAGAAUGGCGCUGGUUUCGUUGGUGGCUGGGGCUCGGCUGGUGCGGCGGCUGAGCGGGCCGGGGCCGGGGCCGGGGCCGGGGCGAGGGCACUGGACGGCGGCCAGGCGCUCGCGGAGCCGGCGCGAAGCGGCAGAAGCGGAGGCGGAGGUGCCCGUGUUCCAGUACGUGGGCGAGCGCGCUGUUCGCGCCGAUCGUGUCUUCGUGUGGGGCUUCAGCUUCUCAGGGGCGCUGGGCGUGCCCACCUUCGUGGUGCCCAGCUCCAGGCCCGGCCCCGGUGCCGGCCCCCGGCCGCCCCGCAGGAUCCAGCCUGUGCCCUAUCGUCUGGAGCUGGACCAAAAGAUUUCGUCCGCUGCUUGUGGCUAUGGAUUUACACUGCUGUCCUCUAAGACCACUGAUGUUACGAAAGUUUGGGGGAUGGGACUCAACAAAGAUUCUCAGCUUGGAUUUCACAGGAGCCGGAAGGAUAAGACGAGGGGCUACGAGUAUGUUUUGGAGCCCUCACCUGUCCCCCUGCCUCUGGAUAGACCUCAGGAGACACGAGUGCUGCAGGUCGCCUGUGGCCGAGCUCACUCUCUUGUCUUGACAGACAGGGAAGGAGUCUUCAGCAUGGGAAACAAUUCUUAUGGGCAAUGUGGAAGAAAGGUGGUCGAAAAUGAAAUUUACAGUGAAAGUCACAGAGUCCACAGAAUGCAGGACUUCGAUGGACAGGUGGUCCAGGUGGCCUGUGGUCAGGAUCAUAGUCUGUUCCUGACGGAUAAAGGAGAAGUCUAUUCUUGUGGAUGGGGCGCUGAUGGGCAAACAGGUCUGGGUCACUACAAUAUCACCAGCACGCCCACCAAGCUGGGUGGAGACCUGGCAGGAGUGAACGUUCUCCAAGUUGCCACCUACGGUGACUGCUGCCUGGCCGUGAGUGCCGACGGCGGUCUUUUUGGUUGGGGGAACUCUGAGUACCUGCAGCUCUCCUCUGUCACUGACUCCACACAGGUGAAUGUGCCCCGGUGCUUACACUUCUCAGGAGUGGGGAAGGUGCAAGAGGCUGCCUGCGGUGGCACGGGCUGUGCGGUGUUAAAUGGAGAGGGACAUGUUUUUGUCUGGGGCUAUGGAAUUCUUGGCAAAGGCCCAAACCUAGUGGAAACUGCCAUCCCUGAAAUGAUUCCGCCCACUCUCUUUGGCCUGACGGAGUUCAACCCAGAAGUCCGCGUUUCCCGCAUCCGAUGUGGACUCAGCCACUUUGCUGCACUGACCAACAAAGGAGAGCUGUUCGUGUGGGGCAAGAACAUCCGAGGGUGCCUAGGAAUCGGUCGCCUGGAGGAUCAGUAUUUCCCAUGGAGGGUGACGAUGCCUGGGGAGCCCGUGGAUGUGGCGUGUGGUGUGGACCACAUGGUGACCCUGGCCAAGUCAUUCAUCUAAACCUCCUCCUUCGCCUGCUUGGGCGGCCCCGGCCGGGGAACCGCUGGCAUUGCUUGGCAGAGGCCAGCGCAUGGCCAGCGCCCCGGGGUUCUUGGUGGCGGCGGAUCAGUACCCUGCGUGCACUGUGACGCUCUCUCCUGAACCCCUUAGCAGGUACCUACCAGGAGGAUCUGGGGCAGGGUCCCUCUCCAGCUGCGGGUGAGGCCUGUGGAACUUGGCGCAGAACGUUGGCCGUUGGUGGGCCGCUGUGGCCAGCACGUCCCUGCUCUCUCCAGGUAGCACGGGCAGUGUCUGGCUUCACGUCUGGCCUGAGAAGUCCAUCUUAAGAAAGCUUCGCUUGAACGCGGUGCUUGGGAGGUCCCCCUCUGUCGCGGUGGUCUCGGUUUGCAUCUGGCCAAGGCCAUGCACGUGCCUCGGACUGAAACCCACUUUCAGCAAGGGAGCCUGGCUGCUUUCAGCCUGUGGUUUUCAUUCAAGCCACCCUGCUUGUGGCCUUUCCUGGCCACCGGCCACACCACAAGCUCACUGGGGGACCCCAGAAGCACCGUGGCCGGGAUUCAAUCUGAAGCUCCCCACGGGCACCAGCCUCAGCCGCCCGCCCCGCUCACUGCCUGGCUCGGAAAAGUUGAGAAGCCCCUCAGGAAGAGAAUCGAGGCCAAGUUCCUGUGGGCCAAGGGCCGAGCACCCCCGCCGAGGCUUGGCCGCAGUGCCAGGCUCAGAGCAGGGAGACCCAGAAACGUUUGAUUUAGUAGCGUGACUUGCCUUUACAAAUCUGUCUGGAAUAAAGUCUAUUUUCUGCCUUUUGGUUUUUAAGAUCUGAA